This is a messenger RNA of Drosophila bipectinata, 2330 nucleotides long. RefSeq names its product Solute carrier family 45 member 1 (gene Slc45-1). Gene Ontology annotation, cellular component: membrane. Gene Ontology annotation, molecular function: sucrose:proton symporter activity. The record is from RefSeq and is a predicted model, not a curated record. NCBI's taxonomy places the organism in Eukaryota, Metazoa, Arthropoda, Insecta, Diptera, Drosophilidae. Gene Ontology annotation, biological process: transmembrane transport.
CAAAAAUCUUGAAAAAAAGAAACGUAUUAAAAGUCACACAAAGUCAUUGGACAAGAGUGGAACAACUUUUUCGGGACAAACAAACAUUCGACCGAGGUUCGAAAAUUGAUUUCGUUAGCCUUUCGCCAGCACCAACUGGAUGGGUAAAGUUAUGAGAGUGAAUUCGUUACCGCCGCCCGCCCACAACAGCCACGCCCACUCUCGCUCAAAGCAACAAAAACAGAAACAAUUAAAGUUGAAAAAAAUCGAAAUCUAUUUUAUGUUCAACAAUCUGUGCAAGAGAAAAACUUUAACGGAGUAUAAUUUAUUGACACUAAAGCAUAUCCCUAGAAGUGAGUAAACUAAUUCAGAACAGUGACAGUGAUCGUAAUAAAUCAAUAAAACAGAAACGUAAAUAAAUCAAAUAUUAAACUAAAAUAUUUCAAAAACAUAAGAACCUUUGCUUUGGUGAGAGAGCGUGAGCUGUUGGAGGAUCAAAGGAUUUUAGGCAACAACCAGAACCAAAAAAACCUUGAAUCAAUAUGGUUGGAGUCACGGCCGAUGCCUCGAAGGCAGACCAGCUGUCCUCGGCCAAGAACCCGAUGAUCAAGUACAUGCUGAAGACCCGCGAGAACCAUGCCAGCGAGCAGGAGCAGGACUAUUCGCACGUCUUCCGCCGGAAGACCCGCUUCGAGAUGUUCCGGCUCUCGGCCAUUGCCAUGGCCAUUGAGUUUGCCUAUGCGGCGGAGACAAGCUUUGUGUCUCCCAUCCUGCUGCAGAUCGGCGUGGACCACAAGCAUAUGUCCAUGACCUGGGGCCUGUCGCCGCUGAUUGGAUUCUUUGUGUCGCCACUGCUGGGCAGCAUCAGUGAUCGCUGCAAACUUAAGUGGGGCCGCCGACGUCCUAUUAUAUCGAUUUUAUCCUUUGGAAUCCUGUGCGGCCUGAUAUUGGUUCCCUACGGCAAGGAUCUGGGACUAUUGCUGGGCGAUGCUGGCUACAGCUAUGCUGAUGCGGCUGCCUUAAAUAUAUCCUUUGCCGGAGACGGAUCAGUGGCUGCUCUGGUUUCGGAAGAAGCCACCAGUGGACCCAAGGCCUCGGACUUCAAGUUUGCGGUUAUCCUUACGAUCCUGGGCAUGGUGCUGCUGGACUUUGAUGCGGAUACCUGCCAAACCCCAGCUCGCACCUAUCUCCUGGACAUGUGUGUGCCCGAGGAGCAGCCCAAGGCCAUGACCAUGUUUGCCCUCUUCGCUGGCUUUGGAGGCACCAUCGGCUAUGCCAUCGGAGGCGUGGACUGGGAGACGACCCACAUCGGCACCUUUAUGGGAGGAAACGUUCCCACUGUCUUCACCUUGGUUACCAUUAUUUUUGUGAUAUGCUACCUAAUCACGGUGACCACUUUCCGGGAGAUCCCCUUGCCUCUAAUUGAAAAGGACGAACUGCUGCGGCCACUCUCCGAGAAGGCCAUCAAGAAGGAGCUGAAGAAAAACAACAAUGCCAUCUUUUACAUCCAAGAGACCACACAGUUGGAGCUGCAAAUGGCCAAUGAUGACCCUAAGAAGAUGGAGGCCCUGCAGGGCAGUUACCAGAAUGGGUACUCUCCGGCCCUGGAGAAGCAGAACAAGGCCCAGGAUGUGGAGACCCAGUCGGACUCAGAAAUGGAUGCUCCUGUCAGCCUGAAGGCCUAUCUUAAGAGCAUCUUCAUUAUGCCCUACUCCAUGCGGAUGCUGGCCCUGACGAAUCUCUUCUGCUGGAUGGGUCACGUCACCUACUGCCUCUACUUCACGGACUUUGUGGGCGAGGCAGUGUUCCACGGUGAUCCGACAGCAGCUCCCGGCUCGGAGGCGGCUCUCAACUACGAGGCCGGAGUCCGUUUCGGAUGCUGGGGCAUGUCCAUUUAUGCAUUUUCCUGUUCGAUAUACUCCCUCUCCGUCACCAAGUUGAUGAAGUGGUUUGGAACCAAGGCUGUCUACAUUAGUGGCAUGAUUUACUAUGGAAUUGGAAUGCUGGUUCUCGGCUUGUGGCCCACCAAGUGGGGUGUUCUAGUAUUCAGUACCUCUGCGGGAAUACUCUAUGGAACCAUCUUCACAGUGCCCUUUAUUCUAGUGGCCAACUAUCAUGCCAAAAAUUGCUUUGCUGUGAAAAAUGGUGAAACAGUGCCUUUGAAGCAGGCUCGUGGCUUGGGAACCGAUGUGGCCAUCAUCAGCAGCAUGGUGUUUAUUGCCCAGCUGAUUGUGUCCCUCUCCGUAGGACCUCUCAUCUCCUGGAUGGAAACCACCUGUGCCGUACUCUACUUGUCGACUUUCCUGUCCUUCAUGGCAGCCAUUGCCGCCCUGUUCGUCCUGUACGUCUAG